CUAUGAGGUCUUGCGAUUGAGAUAUUGACAAGACCUUUUCGACUUACACAAGAUUCAAGCAUCGCGUCGUGUGAAUCAGUCAGGCAACUGAUGCAUUUGAGGUUUCCAACCACCACGACACUCUUCCUCAGACCUUCUUCCACUCGAACCUCGUCGCCCCUCAUUAGGAGUUUCGUUCACAGAAAAUCAGCAGUGUACUACACCACGAAUCCACAAGAAACCAACAGCAUCAACAUGUCCAAAUCCAAGGGACACGUCGUUGUUAUCGGCGCCGGCGUAAUCGGCCUCUCCUCCGCCCUUGCCCUCCUCGAAGCCAACUACACCACCACCAUCCUCGCCAAAGACCUUCCCGCCCCGUUCGAGUCCAUCGACCCCCGUGCCCAAAUCAACUUCACCUCCCCCUGGGGCGGCGCCCACAACCGCUGGGUGCCCCCCUUCCCUUCCCCUUCCCCCUCUUCCUCCUCCUCACCCCCUUUGACUCCAACCCAACAAGCCGAACACGCCCUCCGCGCCCGCGAACACGCUUUGUCUUUAUCCACCUUCCACCGCCUGAAACUCCUCCAGGGCCAAGGCCAAGAUCAACAAGCAGGCAUCACCUUCCUCCGCGGAAUCGAAUACCUCGAGUCCCCCGGACCGGAAUACACCUCCCUCACCCCCCAACGGGCCGCGUCACAAGAGCUAGGCCUGCCGGGACCCUUCCGCGUUCUGGAGUCUCACGAGUUUCCCGACGAGAAAGUAAAAUGGGGAUGUGAGUACGACACCUGGUGCGUCAACCCGAUGCAAUACUGCUUGUUCCUUUUGGGGCAGAUCAUCGCGCGCGGAGGAAAAGUGUUCAAGCGGGAAGUGCGUUCCGUUGGGGAAGUAUUCCAGCUCUUCUCAGACUCCGUCCAAGAAUUCGGAGCCACAAUCCCCCAAGCGGACGCGGUUGUGAACGCCACCGGCAUCGGUUUGGGCGAUGAUGAGCUGGUUUUCCCCACCAGGGGCCAGACGUGUUUGGUGCAAGAGCCGUGCGAUGCGACGGUGACGAGACAGAAUGCGGAUGGGAGCUGGACGUUCUGUGUGCCGAGGGGGUUAUCCGGCACAAUUAUUGGCGGGACGAAGGAGCCGGACAAUUGGGAUCCGAAGCCGGAUCUGAAGGUGAGAGAGAGGUUGUUGAGGGCGUUUGAGGGGACGUAUCCGAAGAUAUUGGCGGAGGGGAAGACGCGGUUGACGCCGGUGAGGGAUAUCGUGGGGAGGAGGCCGACGAGGAAGGGGGGACUGAGGCUGGAGGGGGAGGCGGUGGAUGGGGCUGGGUUCGUGAUGCAUGCGUAUGGGUUGGGUGGGAGAGGGUAUGAGUUGUCUUGGGGUGUGGCGGAGGGUGUGGUUGAAGGUAUUAAGGGGUAUCUUGAGAAGGAGAGGGGCUCAAGGUUGUAGAUUUGUGAUUUCAUGUAUUAGCCAGCAGACGCCAUGAAACUGACCUUCACUUUGCCGACUUCUUGCUAAAAGGGCAUUUCUCUGCCAUAAUUAUUUUGUCUAUCGUUUGUUGACGUUCUAGGC
This is a messenger RNA of Neurospora tetraspora, 1536 nucleotides long. RefSeq lists its product as uncharacterized. Bases 91 to 1413 code for a protein of 440 amino acids. The record is from RefSeq and is a predicted model, not a curated record. Gene Ontology annotation, cellular component: cytoplasm. Lineage: Eukaryota; Fungi; Ascomycota; Sordariomycetes; Sordariales; Sordariaceae. Gene Ontology annotation, biological process: D-amino acid catabolic process. Gene Ontology annotation, molecular function: FAD binding; D-amino-acid oxidase activity. The transcript is spliced from 2 exons.